AUAAGAGAAAGAAAAACCCUCGACCUGUUCGAAGCUGUAACUCCCAUUAAAAUUUCGCCGCCGCUGCCGACGCAGCCGGAGCACAUCUCUCAGCCUCCUCCGUCGCUUUGAAUCCCGGCGUUGCUCUAUAGCUACAUGAUGCAAUCAAACAAAGGAGCUACUUCCAUGGAAGUUGAGGAGGCUGUUCCAAGUGAAACUAAAGUUGUAUCAAAGCCCAACUUUAAGCCAUUAAAGGCUCAUGAGAUAUCCGAUGGCCAAGUUCAGUUUCGUAAAAUUUCUGUUCCGAAACAUAGGUAUACCCCACUCAAGAAAGCAUGGAUGGACAUAUACACCCCAAUAUAUGAUCAAAUGAUGGUUGAUAUCCGAAUGAAUGUGAAGACACGAAAUGUUGAACUGAUGACCAGAAGGGACACUCCAGAUGUUAGUAACCUUCAAAAGUGUGCUGAUUUUGUUCAUGCCUUCAUGCUUGGUUUUGAUGUGAUAGAUGCUGUUGCAUUGCUUCGAAUGGACGAGCUUUAUGUGGAUUCAUUUGAGAUUAAGGAUGUUAAGACUCUUAAAGGAGAGCAUCUCUCUCGUGCCAUUGGAAGGUUAUCUGGGAAAGGAGGUAAAACGAAAUUUGCAAUUGAGAAUUCAACAAAAACGCGUAUUGUUAUUGCAGACACAAAGAUUCACAUAUUGGGAUCGUUUGCCAACAUCAAAGUUGCAAGAGAUUCUUUGUGUAGCCUGAUCUUGGGGUCGCCUGCAGGGAAGGUAUAUUCGAAACUAAGAGCUGUUACUGCAAGAUUAGCUGAAAGGUUUUGAGUGGAUUAUUUUCGUUUUUUUUUGUAUGGGUUUCUUUCUGGAUAUCUAAACUGGCAGACAUGAGUAGGUUAAGAUUAUGCAUCCCAUCAGCUUUUUUGUUUGCAAGGAAUUUUGAGUUUCAUCAAUAUAUGAACAUCUACUAACUUUAUGGUUUGUUGGCUUUCUUGUAUUAUUUAUUCAUGAAUAAAGUUGGAUUAUUUAUGUUCU
Molecule: messenger RNA, 1008 nt
Organism: Cynara cardunculus var. scolymus (artichoke)
Lineage: Eukaryota; Viridiplantae; Streptophyta; Magnoliopsida; Asterales; Asteraceae
Product: RNA-binding protein pno1
Exons: 2
Coding region: 136-801 (221 amino acids)
Cellular component (GO): nucleolus
Molecular function (GO): RNA binding
Source: RefSeq, a predicted model, not a curated record